AUGUCCGACGCCGGCGACCGACGACAAGCGCUUCGAGCAGGCUCUGCAUCGCAUAGGCACAGUGCCGGCAUCCUGACAAACAAGCCGAGAACGAAACCAGUCGCUGCCAUGCACGCAAGGUCAAGUGCUCGGGCGGCAAACCGUGCGUCAACUGCAGACAGCUGGAAUGCCCUGACGACUGUGUCUACCCCGCUCGAGACCGCCAAGUGCGGUUAUAUCGAGGAGCUGAUGGAGGAGAACGAGCGCCUGCGCGAGUCAAACCGCCACAGCCACUCCACCACUGCCCUCCCUUCUCCCAACACAGCUACUGCCACCGAGAACGAACAGCCUGUGGAUGCCUCUGAGAAUGACGAGGCAGAGCGCAACCCGUUGCUUGAGGAUCGCCCCUGGUUCUUUCCACUGAAUACUUCCGAGAUGCCCAUCCACAUUGGCGAGGCAGCCGACGCCGCGUUUGCAACACGCUUCCGCCAGGCCCUGUCCGACACCCCCCACAGGCAUAUUCCACGCACUCACUAUGUGACUGAUGAGGAGCUAAUGGCCUUGACUGACGUCGACUGCCAAUGGCCCAUUGCACCGCGGGCUCGCUUCUUGGUCAAGGUCUCUCUCAAUACCAUCUGUCAGCGCUUCCAUGCUAUCCGCAAGAGCGCUCUGCUCGAUGGCCUUGAAAUGGCAAUCCGCAACCCUACCGGCUGUGAUGAGCUUUUUAAGUGCAAACUCUGGGCUAUGUUUGCCUUGGGAGAGGUCUUCUCCACUCGAACAGUCUCUGCCCAAGGCUACUUCCCAGGUCUGCUUUACUUUGCCCGUGCGAGCAGGAUGCUGCGCGUGUUGGGAGAGCGGCCAAGGAUUGACUCGAUCGAGAUAUUGCUCCUUCUUUCAUUCUACUCUCUGACCCUGAACAGGCGCCAUGCUGCAUACUACCUGGCAAGCUCUGCAGUGCGCCUGGGCAUCGUCAUGGGUUUGCACCUGAGUGUGCCAGAACACCAGCUAAGCGAUAGAGGCGCAAGGGAGCAUCGUCAUCGCAUCUGGUGGACAGCCUACGUCUGCGAUCGCAUGUGGGCAUCAAAGCUUGGCCAGCCUGCUUCUAUACAGGACGAUGACAUCGAAGUGGACCUGCCAUCCUGCGAGGGACUGACUGGACCUGGAGCCGAUGAUUUCGGGGACCCCGACUACAUCAAUGCAAGUAUCCGUUUAGCGAGGCUGGCGACUCACAUCAUCGCCUCAAUUUAUAAACGAAAGGGGCAGCAUGGGGCGUUCUCUCAGAGAGUUCAGCAGGCAUUACGAAACUUGAGGAGUUGGGUCGAAGAAUUACCAAGUCACCUGCAACUCGACACAGACGAUUCUCUGCAAGUGAAGUCACGAACUCUCGUCUACUUGCACCUUUCCUUUAACCAAUUUGUCAUUCUUGCCACCAGGCCCAUUCUCCUUCACGUCUUCCGCACAUAUCGAGAAUCUCUACAAAUGCCAGCAAACUCCCCAACGCCACAAAUUCCCGAGACAGCUCGUGCACUUGCCGAAGCCUGCAUCCGCUGUGCCCGUCAUUCAUACCGGUUGCUCACCGAAUCUUGGAUUGAUGGCGCCUUUGCCACUUUCGGCUAUUUUGACACCCAGUAUCUUUUCUCCGCUGCUACAAUCCUGGCAAUCUCGAGUUUCCUGAGCAGCAAAGAUGCACAAAGUGACGGCGACCACUUUGAGACUGCAGCGCAGUUCCUUGGUCAGCUAAUGCAUAGUGGCAACUAUGCGGCCAAGGAGUUCUGCCGGCAUAUCGAUGCCAUGAGGCGGGUCAUGGAGGAGACGCGCGGUACCGAAUCCUUCGUCGUGGACCCAUUUGCGGCACAGGCUUCGGCGGCUGCGGGUGGUGCAGUCCCAAGCGAGGAAGUCCAGUGUACGUCAGGUUCGGUGGUGACGGCGGGGAUGGCGCUCGCAGAGCCCUCUCUGCAAGAGUUCCUGUCCCAGGGGCCAGACAUCGAUCUGAGGUUCAUCGACACAUCCUUGUACGAUGGAGGGCUGCAGAGCUUGUAUUGGCCGGACUUGCGAGGCGAACAUUGGAUGGCGGGUGGUCCGUGA
Molecule: messenger RNA, 2064 nt
Organism: Diplodia corticola
Lineage: Eukaryota; Fungi; Ascomycota; Dothideomycetes; Botryosphaeriales; Botryosphaeriaceae
Product: fungal specific transcription factor domain-containing protein
Exons: 5
Coding region: 1-2064 (687 amino acids)
Biological process (GO): DNA-templated transcription; positive regulation of transcription by RNA polymerase II
Cellular component (GO): nucleus
Molecular function (GO): zinc ion binding; sequence-specific DNA binding
Source: RefSeq, a predicted model, not a curated record